Penicillium robsamsonii is the source of this 471-nucleotide messenger RNA. RefSeq lists its product as uncharacterized. The record is from RefSeq and is a predicted model, not a curated record. The transcript is spliced from 2 exons. The coding region runs from base 1 to 471 and encodes 156 amino acids. NCBI's taxonomy places the organism in Eukaryota, Fungi, Ascomycota, Eurotiomycetes, Eurotiales, Aspergillaceae.
AUGCGUAUCCCACUUGCUCCCUCGGAGCAUCCCAACCAGCUUCUACAGAAGCUAGGCGCCUCCCACAAUCCAGACCUUCCAGUCAGUUCUGCCUUCUGUCUGGUUGGCCAACAGCGAGGCUGGAAGCCAGGUUCAACGACUUGGAAGAGGAAUUGGAAUGCCUGCAUGAAUAGCGAGUAUGACCGUCUCAUUGGCUGCCGUGUGAAUAGCCUAGCCACCUGGCAGGAGCUGUGCAUGAAGGUGGGAAUCAAAGGCUCCUUCGCCUCGAUUACCCAGUGCAAGAAGGCACUAGCUCGGGUUCACAUCAAUAUCGUCGACGUUCUAGAUUGCUGGAAUUCGGACGCCACUCCGACUCGAUUUAAGAACAAGCAGGCCCUCGCCGCAUACAGCCAGGCCAACAAAAAGUUCUUCAAUCGACACAUCGCCAAGCAGGACAAGGUCCUGCGUGUUCUCCUCCGUAAGCUUCUUUAA